CGUUUAGAAAUCAAGUCAACAAUACAUCCAGGGAGAUUCUUUUCAAUAUCAAAAGUUUUCUAUCAGUGAUGAUUAUCAAAUUUGAUCUACUAACCCUGUUGAGCAUCUCAAACAUGAUAUGGAACGCAAUCUGUGGUGAGAUAUGGGACUGGUGCUGCUUUUGGAACGCGGAAAUAGGAUGUCAACAACUUAGGGGACGCUUCUAUCAUCAGAACUCUAGCUGGAACGAGGAUGAGACCUGUGAUCUCUGUCUGCAAUCGUGUGACUGUCAUUCAAAAGACCAUGUAUCCCGAAAUCGCCUUUCCAGGGUACUCGUCCUCUGCCUCACUAUUAUCCGAAUAUAUUAAAAACUACGAAUGUAUAUAUAUUUUAUUUAAGAAAAUAAUAUUAAAUAUACGGGCAGUUUCAACUUUUAUGGUUACUGCUUUUUCCCCAGCCACUGGAAUG
Molecule: messenger RNA, 447 nt
Organism: Drosophila miranda
Lineage: Eukaryota; Metazoa; Arthropoda; Insecta; Diptera; Drosophilidae
Exons: 2
Coding region: 69-347 (92 amino acids)
Source: RefSeq, a predicted model, not a curated record